Artibeus jamaicensis (Jamaican fruit-eating bat) is the source of this 1294-nucleotide messenger RNA. RefSeq names its product von Willebrand factor C domain containing 2 (gene VWC2). The transcript has 3 exons. Gene Ontology annotation, molecular function: protein binding. Bases 8 to 937 code for a protein of 309 amino acids. Lineage: Eukaryota; Metazoa; Chordata; Mammalia; Chiroptera; Phyllostomidae. The record is from RefSeq and is a predicted model, not a curated record. Gene Ontology annotation, biological process: negative regulation of BMP signaling pathway. Gene Ontology annotation, cellular component: AMPA glutamate receptor complex.
CACUGCGAUGGCAGUUGGCGCGCUGUCCAGUUCCCUCCUGGUCACCUGCUGCCUGAUGGUGGCUCUGUGCAGUCCGAGCAUCCCGCUGGAGAAGCUGGCCCAGGCGCCGGAGCGGCCGGGCCAGGAGAAGCGCGAGCUCGGGCGCCCAGCGAGGGACGAGGGCGGCGGCAGCCGGGACUGGAAGAGCAAGGGCGGCCGCGGGCUCUCCAGCCGGGAGGCGUGGAGCAAGCAGAAGCAGGCCUGGGCCGCCCAGGGCGCGGGCUCCAAGGCCGGGGACCUGCAGGUCCGGCCCCGCGGGGACACCCCGCAGGAGGAGCCGCCGGCCUCAGCGGCCGCCGCCCAGGACGCGGUGGGCCCGGACCCCGCUCCCGCCACGGAGCCGCCGGAGGAGUACGCCUACCCGGACUACCGCGGCAAGGGCUGCGUGGACGAGAGCGGCUUCGUGUACGCCAUCGGGGAGAAGUUCGCGCCCGGCCCGUCUGCCUGCCCGUGCCUGUGCACCGAGGAGGGGCCGCUGUGCGCGCAGCCCGAGUGCCCGCGGCUGCACCCGCGCUGCAUCCACGUCGACACCAGCCAGUGCUGCCCGCAGUGCAAGGAGAGGAAGAACUACUGCGAGUUCCGAGGCAAGACCUACCAGACUCUGGAGGAGUUCGUGGUGUCCCCCUGCGAGAGGUGCCGCUGCGAGGCCAACGGGGAGGUGCUGUGCUCCGUGUCCGCGUGUCCCCAGACAGAGUGCGUGGACCCCGUGUACGAGCCCGACCAGUGCUGCCCCAUCUGCAAAAAUGGUCCCAAUUGCUUUGCGGAGACAGCUGUGAUCCCCGCCGGGAGAGAGGUGAAGACAGACGAGUGCACCAUCUGCCACUGCACCUACGAAGAGGGCACGUGGCGCAUCGAGAGGCAGGCCACCUGCACGCGGCACGAGUGCCGGCAGAUGUAGCCCCGGGCCGUGGGCCGCGCCGGCCUCUGCCGCAGAGGGCACUCCUGUGGCGGACGCGCGGGCUGGCUCUGUGGGCGGCCCCUGGGGCGGAACGGACUGUGGAUGGGGAACCGUGGAAAACUGUGGGUACUUUUGCAUUUCUUGGUCACAGCCACUGCAGGAGGAGGAAGUGUGUGCAUUUCAAAGCACCUCCGGGAACUCAAGGCUCGAGGCCCCUCCCUGAAUAAAUGUGCAUUUUAGCGGUGAGUAGCGCAGUGCGCUGUUGCGCAUGCACGGUGUUUGCGUGGUCCCUCUGUCAAAGAGCUCACACAGGGGUGUUCUAGAGAUGCCGAUUAAAGAUCCGUGCUGCCAACCGUC